Molecule: messenger RNA, 3573 nt
Organism: Pseudopipra pipra
Lineage: Eukaryota; Metazoa; Chordata; Aves; Passeriformes; Pipridae
Product: sodium channel protein type 5 subunit alpha-like
Exons: 8
Coding region: 205-2370 (721 amino acids)
Biological process (GO): membrane depolarization during action potential; sodium ion transmembrane transport; neuronal action potential
Cellular component (GO): plasma membrane; voltage-gated sodium channel complex; axon
Molecular function (GO): voltage-gated sodium channel activity; protein binding
Source: RefSeq, a predicted model, not a curated record
CAGGCUUUAGUUUUUUACUUCUAAGUACAAAACUAAGUGGUGGUUGCCCAUAAUUUAGUAUGAAAUGGUUGUAAUAAGACAAACUGUGUAUUCUUGUGCAAUUUAAGAAUAAUUUUCCAUGCAACUACUGACCUGUUUUAAAACUGAAUUCUGAAAUUCCAGGUAUUUGAAGAUAUUCACCUGCAAAAUAGACCAACAGUGAAAAUGAUCCUAGAUUAUGCUGAUAAAAUAUUUAGCUACAUCUUUUUGAUGGAGAUGCUUCUGAAAUGGGUAGCUUAUGGAUUGCACAGUUACUUCACAAAUUCCUGGUGUUUGCUUGACUUUGUCAUUGUAUGUCUGUCAUUUGUUUCCUGGGCACUAAAUCCUGACCCCAGAGAUGUAUCACCUUGUUCCUCUGGAAGUGGCCUGAAAUCUCUCAGGACUCUUAGAGCACUGAGGCCUCUACGAGCUUUGUCAAGAUUUGAAGGGAUAAAGGUUGUUGUCAAUGCACUCCUUGGAGCUAUCCCCUCAGUCUUCAGUGUUUUGCUCGUCUGUGUUGUCGUUUGGCUCCUAUUUAACAUUCUAGGAGUAAAAUGGCUUGGGAAAAGAUUUUCAAAGUGCAUACUCCAGGAAGGAAAUAUCAGUCUCAUUAAUGACAAAAGUGAUUGUGAGUCCUAUGGUGGAAAUUGGACAAAUUCUCCUGUAAACUUUGAUAAUGUUGGGAUGGGAUACUUGGCUCUGCUCCAAGUGGCAACUUUUAAAGGCUGGAUGGAUAUUAUGUAUGCAGCAGUGGAUUCACGUCAGAUCAAUGAACAGCCAAAGUUUGAAGCAAGAUUAUAUAUGUACAUAUACUUUGUGGUUUUCAUUAUUUUUGGAUCUUUCUUCCUGUUGAACUUUUUUAUUGGAGUGGUUAUCAACAAUAUUAACCAACAAAGGAAAAAGAUAAGUGGAAAAGAUCUAUUUUUGUCUAAGGAACAGGAAAAGUACUAUAAUGCCCUAAAAAAACUUGGAUCCAAGAAACCUCAAAAACCCAUCCCAAGACCAUCGAAUGUGUUCCUGGGAUUGCUGUUUGAUAUCGUAAUGCACAGAGCAUUUGACAUCAUCAUUGUCAUUUUCAUCUGCCUAAAUAUGUUUGUUAUGAUGGCAGAAAAUAACCAGGAAGGCACCAAGGAACUUCUUAAUAAAAUCAACUAUUUUUUUCUGGCUGUAUUUACAGCAGAAUGUGUCAUAAAAAUACUGGCCUUAAGACAGCAUUACUUCAAAAGCGGCUGGAACUUAUUUGAUUUUAUUGUUGUGGUCCUUUCAAUAGUCAGUAUUGGAGUUUCUGAAGCCUUUAAAAAACUCAUCUCUCCUACACUUUUGAGAAUUAUUCGUUUGGUGCGAAUUGGACGAAUCCUGAGAUUGGUUCGAAAAGCGAGAGGAAUUCGAACCCUUCUCUUUGCAUUACUGAUGUCUCUUCCUGCACUGGUCAACGUUGGCCUUUUGCUUUUCCUAAUUAUGUUCAUUUAUGCCAUUGUGGGCAUGGCAAACUUUGCCUGUCUUCCCUGGGAAGGUGGGAUUGAUAACAUUUUCAACUUUCAAACCUUUUCUGGUAGCAUUCUCUGUCUCUUCCAAAUUACAACAUCAGCUGGCUGGGAUAGUCUUCUGGCCCCUUUGUUAAGUGAAUCUGCUACAUGUGCUCCAAACUUAGAUUUAGAAGAGGAAGAUAAAACUAACUGCAGUAAUAGAAUAUUUGGUAUUUUUUAUUUUGUAAGCUAUGUCAUCAUAAAUUUUCUUAUUGUUGUAAAUAUAUACAUAGCUGUCAUUUUAGAGAACUUAAAUGUUGCCACUGAAGAAAGCACAGAUCCUCUUUGUGAGGAGGACUUUGAUAUGUUUUAUGAGACCUGGGGAAAAUUUGAUCCUCUGGCAACACAGUUUAUUGACUAUUCUGCUCUUUCAGACUUUGCAGAUGCUCUGGCAGAACCCUUGCGCAUUCCAAAGCCCAAUAACAUCCAGCUCAUAUCCAUGGACUUCCCUAUAUUUAGUGGAGAUAAGAUCCACCACUUGGAUAUCUUGCGUGCUUUCAGUAAACGAGUCUUGGGAGAAUGUGGAGAUUUAGAUAGUCUUGAAUUAUUCAUUGAAGGCAAUACUGUGGUUGCCAAUCCAAUUUCUUCCACUCUUAAAAGAAAACAAGAGGAGGUAUCAGCAGUUAUUAUCCAAAGGGCCUUCAGGAGGUAUUUGAUACAGCGUUCUUUCAAAAAUACAUCUUUCUUAAGCCAUCACAGACAGAACAGUGCUGUCUUUGGAGAAGAAAUGCAGGAGAAGCAAAGGAUUAUUGUAUCAAUGCUUAAUGAAAGCAGUGGCAGGAAGAUGCAUAAAUCACGGCCUGUUUCUUCCACAUUUCUCCCUUGACUCUAUGAUGCUUUUGCUGACACAAAUAAGCUGGACACAUAAGGUUACCCCAGGCCGCAGCAUUUUUGACAUUUAAAGCAAAGUCACUGAUUUUCAGAUGGAGACAAUAUGUGAAUCCCAGAGCAUAAUAUUCUGAAUUUAGAAUAAUGAUGGUAGCCUUCAAGCAUUGUGAUUGUUCAAAUUUGCAAAUUCUCCUUAAAAUGAUUAAGAUCUGAACAGCUAUGUCAUAAAUAUUGGAGAAAAAUCAAACCAUAGAAAAUUUUUCUCAGCUAGUGGAGUAGGUGGGUUAAUUUUUUCACCUGCCAAUUUUGACCUAGUUCAUGUGUUUACAGAAGAAAUUCUUAAAAGAUCAGUUGUAAGCACAGAUUUAUAAACACACAAGGCUCUAGAAUAAUGUAAAUCUCUUUAGAGAUAACCAAUAUUUCCAACUAGGCUUUAUUGUAGCAAAAUAAAACAAUUACUGCACUUCUGUAAUAGAGCUCAUUCAGGACACUCGAGUAUAAUCAGCCUCUGACUUUGAUGGUUUUGGGACCAUCCUCCUCCUAGCAUGUUUGGGUGGAUUUGUUUAUGAUUAAGAAUUUUGGAGGUGUGUUUAUAUGUGCAGCUAAGUUUCCCAACCAGGCUUUAUUGUAGCAAAAUUAAAUAAGUACUCCACUUCUGUAAGAGAGCUCACUCAAGACACUCAAGUAUAACUAGCCUCUAAUUCUGAUGUUUUGGGCAAUAUCCACCUCCUAGCAUCUUUGGGUGGAUUCACUUAUGCAUAAUAAUUUUAUAUGUGUACUAAAAUAGAUUUACCAGAUCAUCCUCAGUUGCCCGUGCUUGAAAGUUCUAUAUAAUUUGUUCUUUGUAUCAUUCAGCAUAUGAAAAUUGUCAUAAUCAUAGCUACCAAGAGAUAUUACUUGAGAAAAUAUUAAGAAUUACUGUACAUAAAUUUCAUCACUAUACUUAAUUCAAAUGUCAUAGAAAGCAUUACUUAGUAAUCUGAAAAGGAGUUCAUGGUAUAUCUUAUGAGACAGCAUUUAGUAAAAGUUAGAGGAAGCGUUUAUUUGAUUGAUUCUGAAAAAAAAAAAAGAAUAUUGUGUAAUAAUAUUUUAGUGAUUCUUUUGCAGUUUAGGUUGUUCAGAUGAAGUGUCAUGGUGGAUUCAGAACGACUAAUAAAAUGUGACUGGUUUAGAUUCUUCAAUAAAGACUUCAGAUGCUUAA